GUUCUUUUAUUCCGUGAGUCUCAAUUUUGGUGAAACAACGGUUGACGUAAACAUGCUGACAAAAAGGCUGAGUGCGCACCUAAAGUAAGUACAGAAGCCUUGUAAACAGUGGAACAGAUUGCAUGUCCCGCACCUAGCAAGAUCGGAUUCCAUGAUACAAAUCUUUGGAGAUUCGGAUUUAACCAGUGAUAUGGAGAAAAUCGAAAAUUUGGUACAUGAACAGGCCGAGCGCAUAACAAAAGGACCUGAAACGGAGGAACAUCCUGACAUGUUUGACAAUGAACUCGUGUCGAACAGAACUAGUAUAACAAGCACAACUUUCAGUAACUUUAGCCCUAGACAAAGCCUGCUACCAAAAGCCAGAGAAAGCAGCGCUGUUCGGUCUGAUCGAUUGAAUCUACUCAACAUGGGUUUGGGUCGAGGACGAAAGGUUCAGCUACGCUUACAGCAAACCAGCCAAAUCCAUCGAUCCACUGCAGCAAACUCUAAACGUGCACAAAAUUACGAAGGUGGAACAUUUCUGACCGAUGACCCCAUGCUGGAUGACAUGGAACUGACGCUGUUUCCAGAUGAUUCGCUGGAUUACAAAGCCCAGAGAGGAGUGACAGGAGUGUUCGACUACAAAGGAGACAAAGCAUACCAAUACGAACAGACUGGUUUGGGUGUGCUCCGUGACCUUACUUCCACCGAACGGUACGUCCGUUUCGAGCUGCCUUUGAAUCCAGUUGAUCUUGAAGGUCUUGACCCAAUAGAAUACCUGGUCAAGUACUGCCGAAUAUCUGAUGCUCUGGACAUAAUUUACUCCCACAUGUAUACGACGCUCAAAUCAGCCGGUAAGGACAACAGCGAGGGUGUGAUCUGGUCCAUCAAAGAGCGUCUCACAGGUGUUUGGGAGCCGGAACAGUCGGCAGAGUUUCAAGAACUCACCGAACUGGACAAGCGAGGAGAAUUUGAGCUACACGAAUUCAAACCGCUUCUGGGUCUAGCAGAGCGCCUGUAUGGAAUAAAAAAUCUGAAAGUCGUAUGCAGUGAAAUAUGGCCACUUUUGCCGGGUCCAUUGGAACGUGCAGACUUCUAUAAUCUCAAAGAAAAGCUGCAGCACGUUGUAUUACAUCCCAGCUUGCGAAACCUAUUGAUUCGAAUAGAACAAUUGACAAGACUGAUUUCGGAUGAUCUCUUGUGGACUAAUACCGCAAAAAGUGACGGUGCUUCAGCAUGCUGACACAAACUUACUUUGUAUGUGACAUUUUGACUCGUAAUCACACACCGGUACGCGAACGAUUCUUACCUCUUAAAAAACUGUGUACUACGGUAUAAUUCACUUUAUCUUGGUAUAUAAAAUUUAUUUCUGCGGGAUCCAUACACUGCAUAUUCGAUGAAAACGUUUGCCUCAAUGAAAAUACUGUUU
Messenger RNA from Opisthorchis viverrini, 1408 nucleotides. RefSeq lists its product as hypothetical. Lineage: Eukaryota; Metazoa; Platyhelminthes; Trematoda; Opisthorchiida; Opisthorchiidae. The transcript has 9 exons. The record is from RefSeq and is a predicted model, not a curated record. Bases 152 to 1222 code for a protein of 356 amino acids.